UGUUGCGUGUUUUCGGCGACUAGCUUGGUGAAGCUAAACUUCAGAAUGGACCCGACUAGAGAAAAGCCCGUUAGUGCGUAGCGUUGGGAGACAAACUCUGACCGUCCAUGUCUUGUUUACACAUAUCAACAUACUGACAAAGUUUCUGACAGCAAUGUCGAGAGAAAACACCACGCGAAGUUUGGACAGCAUAGACCUCGCUGCUUUGAGAGAUCCAGCUGGGAUCUUUGAGCUAGUUGAAGUAGUUGGCAAUGGGACCUACGGUCAGGUGUACAAGGGCCGUCAUGUCAAGACAGGUCAGCUGGCAGCUAUCAAAGUCAUGGAGGUCACAGAGGAGGAAGAAGAGGAGAUAAAGCUGGAGAUCAACAUGUUAAAAAGUUAUUCCCACCAUAGAAACAUUGCUACUUAUUACGGUGCCUUCAUUAAGAAAGGCCCUGCUGGACAGGACCACCAACUCUGGUUAGUGAUGGAGUACUGUGGCGCUGGCUCUGUGACAGACUUGGUGAAGAAAACCAAAGGAAACUGUUUGAAAGAAGACUGGAUUGCUUACAUCUGCCGGGAGGUGCUCAGGGGCCUUUCCCAUCUUCACUCCCACCAUGUGAUUCACCGAGACAUUAAGGGACAAAAUGUUUUGCUCACAGAGAACGCCGAAGUCAAACUGGUUGACUUUGGCGUGUCAGCCCAGCUCGAUAAGACGAUCGGUCGGAGGAACACCUUCAUCGGUACUCCUUAUUGGAUGGCCCCGGAGGUCAUUGCCUGUGAUGAGAACCCUGAGGCUACAUAUGACUACAGGGGUGUCACGCUGUUUCUGAUUCCUCGAAACCCUCCACCAAAACUUAAGUCAAAGAAAUGGUCGAAGCGUUUCUUGUCGUUCGUUGAUAGUUGCCUGAUCAAGAACCAUCUACAUCGACCCACCACAGAUGUCCUACUGAGACACGCCUUCAUCAAAGACCUGGCUAACGAGAGACAAGUUCGCAUCAUGCUUAAAGAUCAUCUGGACCGAACCAGGAAGAAGCGAGAGAAAGAGGGCCCAGAGUAUGAAUACAGUGGCAGUGAGGAAGAGGAUGAUGAGGUCACAGAAGAGGAAGGAGAACCCAGCUCCAUAGUCAAUGUUCCCGGCGAAUGGACGCUGAGGCGGGAGUUUCUUCGACUGCAGACAGAAGAUCACGAAGGCGGCAGAGACGUAGGGCGCGGAGGAGGUGGUGGAGGUCAGCGGGGACAACAGGCGUUGCAGCAGCACAGGCAGCAGCUGGAAGAGCAGGAGCGAUACAAGCAGCAGAUCCUGGCUGACAGACAGAGGAGGAUCCAGCAGCAGCAAGAGCAACGGCAAAAGUUAGAGGAUCAGAGGCGACAGCUGACAGACUGUGCCUUUCAGUGGGGAGAGCUGCAGGAGGUCUUUUUUGGGGAGGAGUCUGAGCUCCACGACAGCAGGAUCUUAGUGGAUGAGGGAAACAAGAGGAGCGACAGGAGACAGGAUCAGGCAGGCAGACAGUGGAGUGCCGAUGUGUCAGUGAGGCCUCUGGACUCUGUGGCAGAGCAGAGAGCAGUGGCUCCAAACCAGCUGCUUCAGCGUAAGGCCCAGCAUUCGCAGUCUCGGCUUCAGUCGCAAGCUAAGUCCCAGCCCCUGGCCCAGCAUCAGCAGCCCUCAGCGGGCAGGAGAUCCCACCGCACCCUGCCCAAGGACCAAACCCAACUCCUGUCCCUGCAACACGACCACAGACACAGGGAGAAAGAGCAGCAGAGGAAAAGAGAAAUGCCUGUGGCAUCACCCCACAAGCUAACGGCUAAUAGCGGGAACGCUGCUGCUGCCGCCGCCGCCUCUCCCAGGCGCUCUCCAGUCAGUCAGAGCUCAGCGAUGGACUUCCACGAAUCAAACUUAGCCAAAUUGCUUUUAGCUGCUGGUCUUCCUGGCCAGAUGCACUCGAGGCUGGGCUCCGGAAGCAGCUCUAGUCCUUGUACCCCAGCCAUGCAGAGAGCUCACUUCAUCCAGAAUGAAAAUCUUCGUUCAAGUCGGGAUGCCCCACACAGCAGCUCUAUGUCAGACAUGGCCAUCUCCCCUUUGUCCCUAUUUUCUCCCGUGUCCCCAACUGACAGUGUCUUCUGGGACUCUGUGGAGACUCCACCCAAAGUCCCAGAGCGCACCACCUCAAAGUAUUACUGCAGGGAACCGAUGAUGGGACACAAGAGGGCCACCUCAAGUGGCAGUCCAGUGUCUGCAGCAGAUAAGAGUGGGAGGUGUGCGUCCCAUGGAGGCUCCUCUUUAAGCAGCAACCAUCCAGGUUACUUCAAGCUGGAAAGUCCCCUCCUGCAGCACCACCCGCACAGGAAGCUGGAUAACAUAAGCAGUGGACACACACAGGGAAUAAAACCCGCUCUGGGUCGGCUUAACAAGGCCGCAGAAUACUCUUCUUCUAGCGAUGAAGUCGGCAGCAGUGAUGACGAGGAGCGAAGCGGGUCUGGCAUGUCCAAUGGAAAAGGGAAAUACUUCAGAGGAAUACCCGACGGCAUCGUCCUGCAGCCUCACCACAAUCUCAACCAGAUUUCGCAGUUGGGUUCAGAUGACACCUACUUGCUACCAGACCUUCUGCAAAAAAUUUCUUCCUCUAGUCCUACCCACAAUGCAUUCAUCCAGCAGCAGCGAGCACGGGAACUCGGCUAUUUGAGAUCGCCCACAUCUCCCGGAUCCCCCACACACCACGAUCUACAUGAUAUCAGCAGUCCUACUGGUAAAAGCCCGACAUCAUCAUCUUCCUCCUUCCUGCCCUUCAUUGAUCCACGAUUGAUCCCCAUCUCAUCACCACCACAAAGCCCGACGGGCAUUAAGGGCGAGCCACUGAAGAGAGAGAACCACAGGAAGGGCUCCGUGGUUAACGUGAACCCAACCAACAUUCGACCACAGAGCGACACGCCAGAGAUCCGAAAGUACAAAAAGAAGUUCAACGCGGAGGUUCUGUGUGCUGGAUUAUGGGGUGUGAAUCUGCUGGUGGGCACAGAAAACGGUCUGUGGCUGCUGGAUCGAAGUGGUCAGGGAAAGGUGUACCCGCUCAUCAGCAGGCGACGGUUUCAACAAAUGGAUGUACUUGAAGGACUCAAUGUGUUGAUUACUAUAUCAGGAAAAAAGAACAAGCUGCGUCUCUACUACUUGUCCUGGUUAAGGAAUAAAAUCCUGCGUAAUGACCCGGAGGUGGAGAAGAGACAGGGCUGGACGUCAGUGGGUGAUUUAGAGGGCUGUGUCCACUAUAAAGUGGUGCGUUAUGAGAAGAUAAAGUUCUUGGUGAUUGCCUUGAAGAAUGCUGUGGAGGUGUACGCUUGGGCCCCAAAACCCUACCACAAAUUCAUGGCCUUUAAGUCCUUCAGAACUCUGCCUCAAAAGCCCCUUUCUGUUGACCUGACAGUGGAGGAAGGUCAAAGGUUAAAGGUCAUCUACGGCUCCGUGUCCGGUUUCCACGCCAUUGACGUAGACUCUGGGACACCAUAUGACCUCUACUUGCCGACACAUAUCCCGGGUCCCAUCCGUCCCCAUGCAAUCAUCAUUUUGCCAAACAAAGCUGGAACAGAGGUCCUGGUUUGCUAUGAAGACGAGGGCGUCUACAUUGACACCUAUGGCCGUAUCACCAAGGAUACAGUGCUGCAGUGGGGGGAAAUGCCUACAUCUGUCGCUUACCUGCAGUCUAACCAGGUGAUGGGUUGGGGAGAAAAGGCCAUAGAGCUGAGGUCAGCGAACACGGGGAACCUGGAGGGAGUGUUCAUGCAUAAAAAGGCUCAAAAGCUGAAGUUCCUGUGUGAAAGGAAUGACAAGGUUUUCUUUGCGUCGGUGCAGUCGGGCGGCAGCAGUCAGAUUUACUUCAUGACUCUCGGACAGAACUCGCUGUUCAACUGGUAACACCGAGACCAGUUACCUCUGGGAUCGACUGGUGGGCGUCUGCCUUCAUUGUUCUGGGUUAUCCUGGUGAUGCUUUGUUGUGUGUUUUUUGGCUUUGUGCUGACCUGCGUUGACCUCCGUGAAGUGGUGGAUACCAUUGCAAGAGUCUGCUCGAUUCCUCCAUCCGUCCCUCAGCCUUGUGCAGUCGCCAUGUUAAACCAUUAUGAUCAACGAUUGAGCUGGUCAAAAAUCCGCCUGCAGGAAAAAAAGCUUGAAUUCAUCACUCCAUCAUCGACUACUGACGCGUGGAUCACAGCACUGACGCCUGGACAUGAUUUGCAGCACAAACACACAUCCACAGAAAUGUUCAAAGGUACAAGCAGCUGUGCCAGCGUCUUUUUUCCUUUAUUUUACGUGACGCUUCACCAAAACAGAGGGCUUCACGUGGACGGUUGUUCUGGGAUUUCACAUGAACACCUGGCUGUUUGUUCAGCGCCUGGAUUUUUUUUCUUUUUUUCAAGAAUCAAUUAUGACUUAAUUAUGUGCUUAACAAGUAUUUGAUUGUGUGCGUUUUAAAAUGCCCAGCUCUGAUGCUUUUCUGGAUCAUCGGCAUCCUCACACCUGGAUCACAGUUGUUGCUGCACACACCAGAGAGUAAUCAUCACUUAAUUUGUGUUUGUUUGUCAGUAGCUUUGUUCACUCUGUACAUCACCUGGGCAUUUAAUGAAAUGUGGGCUGCUUCAUAUCAUUCCAUCUUUGUUGCUCGUGCCAUGAUUACGUCCUUGGAGCAGUUUUAGAUCCACAGUGUUCGCUGCCUGUCUGCAAUACCUCAAAACUGUUCCGGUAUUUAUGAAGUCCUUGAAUUGAUAGAAUUGCUUUUAUCAGAGUGGUAGAACCCAAACAAACUAUCAUAUUACUGUACUGACUCAUGUUCUAGUUUAUUAAAUACAUAUCACUAUUUUAUUUAAUAUAUAGCACUAUCAAAUGUUAGAUAGGAAUUAUUUUCUCACGCAACUAGUCUGCAAAUUCGUUAUGAAGUGAGGAAAAAAAAAAUACUGAUGGGUAUAUUUGCUGCGUUGCAUAGUUUGAAUUAGUUUGAAUAUAUGUUGCUAGCACAGCCCCUCCCCUCGGCUCUAAGUGUGAGAGGUCAGUCUACCACAGAACUGGACCACGUCAUUUAAAUCGCAUUUCUUUUUGCAAAGGACCUUAAAAGCCAUUUACCAUAAAAGGAGCAAUUUAAAUGUGCAGCAUAAAUAGUGUAGAUAAAUAGAGAUAUAAAGCAAGUAUAACUCGCUCUUUUUUUGUAUAGCUUGUAUAUAAUCCUGUAAGAUGCACUGUUUUCUAAAUAUUUUAUUACACGCCAUCUUUACAUAUAUGUACAGAAUUGCAGGCUUACGAAUGUGAAAUUCAAUCUUAAAACCGAGUCGUGCAUGCCCCCCACGGUCUUUGAUUGUGAAUGUGAGCUGCUCACAGGACUCACAAACUUGGCUGAAUCGUCUAAAAUCAAAUGUGAAUUCUGUUUGUUUGAUUUUCUUGUUGCGUGUGUAAGAAAGGUGUUUUGCACAGUUGCCCUCUUAUACGCGUUACAUCAAAAGCCAUCCUGUCGUCAGUAUUGAAGAGAUCACUGCUAACCUUUGGAUCAGUAUUUGUUACACUACCCACUGUGGGACCAGUUUUUGAUGGGGCAACAUGUUGAAAAUAUAAAAUAUAGAAUAUGUAGUGA
Molecule: messenger RNA, 5585 nt
Organism: Pundamilia nyererei
Lineage: Eukaryota; Metazoa; Chordata; Actinopteri; Cichliformes; Cichlidae
Product: mitogen-activated protein kinase kinase kinase kinase 4
Exons: 33
Coding region: 155-3883 (1242 amino acids)
Biological process (GO): protein phosphorylation
Cellular component (GO): cytosol
Molecular function (GO): ATP binding; protein kinase activity
Source: RefSeq, a predicted model, not a curated record